CGCUCCCCCGGGCGCGCCCCGAGCCGCGCCCAGGUGGCCGGAGUCGAGGCGCCCGGAAACGGCCGGCUCCGCGGGCCUCCCGCAGCCCUGCCCUGGCAGGAGGGACCGGGUUUUGUUUUUCAAGGCUUGCCAAGUGAUUUUGCAAGUCGGGGACUUAGCUUAAUGAAAGAUUCCUAGUGAUCGCGUAGCCCCGCGCAUCUUCAUCCCAGCCGCGCUUCAGCAUUCUCAGGAGAGCUGGUUUAACACCUGUUUCGUAAUAUCCAUUAAAAUAAAUGCCGUCCGGUUGGAUUUCUAAGAAUCUACCGAAGAAUUACACUCUUACCAAAACCCGACGGCAAGCCUCUACAGCUGUUGAAAAAAAGGAGAAACCUCUUCCAAGACUUAAUAUCCAUUCUGGAUUCUGGAUUUUGGCAUCCAUUGUUGUGACCUACUACGUUGAUUUCUUUAAAACCAUUAAAGAAAACUUUCACACUAAUAGUUGGUUUGUCGUUGGCGGCGCCCUGCUGCUCCUCAGCCUGUCGAUUGCAUGUUACUGCAUCCUCUACCUGGAGUGGUGUCGUGGAAUUGAAGAUUAUGACGUCAAGUACCCCACCUUGAUACCCAUCACAACUGCUACUUUUAUCGCGGCUGGGAUUUGCUUCAACGUUGCUCUGUGGCAUGUGUGGUCCUUCCUCACCCCGCUGGUGUUGUUUACUCAGUUCAUGGGGGUUGUGAUGCUCAUCUCACUCCUUGGAUGACUUCUAAAGGUAGGAGUUCUGGAAUGGUAUUUCUAAUAUUGAACUCAUUGGAACAGUGACUUCCUCUAUGACAGUUUUCAGGUGGCGGCCCACCAAUGGCAGACUACUUAGCAACUGUUUAUUCACUGAACUCUGAGAUGAAAGGGACUGAGGCCCCUUUCCUUUUGCAUAAUUUAGCGCUUCUUCGGUAUGGCACCCACCCUUCAGAGAUGUCACCAAGACAGUAUCUGCACCCUCCAGUAUGGAAAAGUUCACGCUGUAGGUUAUUUUCUCCUGAAGUCAGCUUCCAUCACCUGAUACACACGUGACGACUGGCCAGGUCGUUCUGACGGAUUGGCAACAUAGGAAGAAUGGGCACUCUAACCCACUCUGACUGUUCUGGCUGCUUCCUAACGGACGACGCAUCAACCUUUUCCUUCCAUGUUCCUUAUAGGGUUUCUUCCUCUCCACCAACAACUGCCCCCCUGGGCCCGCUGCCUUGCACAGUGGGGUCUGUUUGUCGAGUAUCAGAUGACUCAUUUAUCACACAAAUAUGUAUUGAGAACACUCCCUCUGCAUGCUGAGGGACAUGGGGAGAAAGACCGAGGCAGCCCCUCCCUUCCCGUCCCUUACUUCAGAGCUUGGAGGACAUCUACUUGGUGCAUCACUUUACAGGCAUGAAAACAGGCCCAGAGAAGUAAAAGUUAAUAUAUACUAAGUAAAUGACUGGAGUGCUAAAGAAAACUGGCUUCAGCUAACAGCAUGUGCUCCCUUUGGAGUUUUAUUUUUUCUUUUUAAAGAUUUAUUUGAGAGAGAGAAGGAGGGAGCGCACUAGUUGGGGGGAGCUGCAGAGGGAGACGGAGAAGCAGGCUCCCCGCUGAGUAUGGAGCCUGACGUGGGGCCCAGUCCCAGGACCUCACGAUCAUGACCUGAGCUGAAGGCAGGUGCUUAACUGGCUGAGCCACCCAGGCGUGCCCCGCCCCCAACUUCGGCAUUUUAAAGGAGAGUCACUGUACCCACAUAAAGGAGAAACGGACAUAAUGUCAUUGCUCCCGGGCUGCAAGUCGUCGCUGUCAUGGCCCUGACCGCGCUGGGGUGGAGAGUCCCCUCCACAUGCUGUGCUGUGUCCGGGGCCACCUGGCCUCUCUGUAGCCCUUUCUCCCGGUUCAGGUGUGUCACCACAAGACGUCGCCUCACCUGACCACGUGUCCUGCCACUCCCCUUCUCUCAGGUGUCGUUAACAUUUUUGGCUGUUGUUUUGACUUUUUACACAUGUUCAGGAGCUUUUGACAUCCUGCUGAUGUGAAUUUAUAUUUGGUAAUGGAGAGCCAGAGAUGUUGUAGACAUGUGGACUAAACUGCGCUUCUCACAACAGAUCCAGAAGCUGAAGAUAGAAUGUCUCACAUUGGAUAUCAAUGCUCGUUUCCUCUCAGGUUUUAGAGCGCGUCAGUGUGAACGCUUCAACCCCCAGCUGGCUGAAAGCUUCGCAGACGUAAUGGAAAUGCUACAGUGCGUUUUUGCAUCUAGGAAGUGAGUGGUUUCCUGGGAAAAAUUUUAACUUUGCAGUCUGGUUGAAAUCAGAAUAAAUUCAAGCUCUUUUGCCUGUUCUUAAACUCAAUAAUUAUUGAAUUUUUCAAAUUCAAAAUAGAAGUAGUUGGUUUGCAGUGUUAAUCUGUUUGAAUCAUUGGCGAAAGUAUUGGUGUAAACAUUUAAGCAGCGUUUCAUUAUAGGUACAUGAUGUCCUCCCAAAAUUGCAAAUAAGUUGUUUGCUCUUUGGUUGUAUACGAUCACUGGGUGUAUAUAAAGGAAUGAUCGUGUCCUGUGCCUUUAACCCAGCUUCAGCAAUUACUAUAUUUCUCAGUUUUGUAAUAGUCUUGUUAGGUGAGAGGACCAUUUGGAAGCAUUUUAUGUGUUCAUAUCACUUUAGAUUUCAUCAUGUGUAAAUUCCUGUGUUUCUAGCAUUUGUUUACUUAUCAUUUUAAUCAUUUUAAGUAUGUAUAAUUUUUUAAAUCCUUUUUUAAUCAUUUUUAAGUAUGUAUAAUUUUUUCCUUAAUGUUUAAAUAAAAUAUUUUUAUAACUUU
Messenger RNA from Mirounga angustirostris (Northern elephant seal), 2797 nucleotides. RefSeq names its product transmembrane protein 128 (gene TMEM128). The transcript has 4 exons. The record is from RefSeq and is a predicted model, not a curated record. The coding region runs from base 273 to 737 and encodes 154 amino acids. Lineage: Eukaryota; Metazoa; Chordata; Mammalia; Carnivora; Phocidae.